UGACUGUGUUCUCUUGCAGAGCCGACGACGACGAUGGUGCCUCCAGCCAGCUCGGAAGCCCAGAUGGUGCAGUCACUGGGCUUCGCUGUCUACCGCGCGCUGGACUGGGGGUUGGAUGAGAGCGAAGAGCGAGAGCUCAGCCCGCAGCUGGAGAGGCUCAUCGACCUCAUGACCAACAGCGACUGCGAGGACAGCGGCUGCGGGGCGGCGGACGAGGGCUACGGGGGUCCGGAGGAGGAGGAGGAGGCCGAGGGCGGCCCCCGGGCCGUGCGCACCUUUGCCCAGGCUAUGCGGCUGUGUGCUUCCCGCCUGACCGACCCCCACGGUGCGCAGGCUCACUACCAGGCGGUGUGCAGAGCUCUCUUUGUGGAGACGCUGGAGCUUCGUGCCUUCCUGGCCCGGGUGAGGGAGGCCAAAGAGAUGCUGCAGAAGCUGGGGGAGGAUGAGCCACGGGUAGAGAAACCGCUGGCCGAGCUUGACCACCUGGGACACACGGACUGGGCCCGGCUAUGGGUGCAGCUCAUGCGGGAGCUCCGCCACGGGGUGAAGCUAAAGAAGGUGCAGGAGCAAGAGUUCAACCCACUGCCCACCGAGUUCCAGCUCACGCCCUUUGAGAUGCUGAUGCAGGAUAUCCGUGCCAGGAACUACAAGCUGCGCAAGGUCAUGGUGGAUGGAGACAUCCCUCCCAGAGUGAAGAAAGAUGCUCAUGAGCUUAUCCUCGACUUCAUCCGUUCUCGACCCCCACUGAAGCAGGUCUCGGAGAGACGGCUUCGCCCUGUGCCACAGAAGCAAAGAACACCGCGAGAGAAGAUCCUGGAGGAAAUCAAGCAGGAACGGAGGCUCCGUCCAGUGGGGGUCCAGCACCUGGGUGCCCGUGGAUUUGGUUCUCUGCCCUGCAUCCUCAACGCCUGCUCUGGGGACAUCAAGUCCACUUCUUGCAUCAACCUGUCUGUCACAGAUGCUGGGAGUGGAAGCCAGCGUCCACGGCCCCGGGUCCUGCUUAAAGCCCCCACCUUAGCGGAGAUGGAGGAAAUGAACACCUCUGAGGAAGAAGAGUCACCAUGUGGAGAGGUGGCGCUGAAACGGGAUCGCUCAUUUUCCGAACAUGACCUGGCUCAGCUUCGGAGUGAGAUGGCCUCUGGCCUACAGUCAGCCUCUCAGCCCCCAGGGGGUUCAGAGCCACCUCGGGCCAGAGCAGGCAGCAUGCACUCCUGGAGGCCCAGCACCCGAGAUCAGGCUUUCUGUCCUGUGAGUGACCAGGCCCAGCCUUAUCCCAGCUCCGCCUUGCCCAGCAGCUUGAGCUCAGUGGAUAAAACAGAGGCUUCUGCGACAGACACCAGACACCUGUGGCUGGAGUUCAGCCACCCUGUGGAGAGUCUAGCCCUGACUGUGGAGGAGGUGAUGGACGUGCGACGGGUGCUGGUGAAGGCCGAGAUGGAGAAGUUUCUGCAGGACAAGGAGCUCUUCAGUAGCCUUAAGAGGGGGAAGAUUUGCUGCUGCUGCCGGGCCAAGUUUCCCCUGUUUUCCUGGCCACCCACCUGUCUUUUCUGCAAGAGAGCUGUGUGCCCCUCCUGCAGCGUAAAGAUGAAAAUGCCUUCCAAGAAGUGUGCACACAUCCCUGUCUACACGCUUGGUUUUGAGAGUCUUCAGAGGGUGCCAACUACCAAAGCCACGCCAACACUGAGGAGAGACGCCUUCCAAUCCCUGCAAGGACCCAAGUGGCGGAGCGUGGAGGAAGAGUUCCCCCACAUCUACGCCCAUGGCUGCGUCCUAAAGGAUGUGUGCAGUGAUUGCACCAGCUUCGUAGCUGACGUCGUGUGCUCCAGCCGCAAGAGCGUGGCCGUCCUCAACGCCACUCCACAACGCGGCCGCCAGACCCAGUCCCUCUACAUUCCCAACACCAGGACGCUCGGCUUCCAGUGACUGCUGUGCUGGCCGCCCUGCACCCCAUCUGGAACACAGCUGCCAUGACUCCCUUGCGCAUGUACAUAUAUACAUAUAUAGAUACAUUUAUAAUAUAUACACGGCCUAUAUAUUUAUAUACAUUGUCUCUUUGCCCCACAGUUCAUUCAGGGCUAAGCUUACUCCAGCCCCUUCCCUGUUUCUCUUCUCUCAGGAGUCCCUGGAAAGGCUGAGAGGGCCUGGGGGAUGCAGGGAGGGCAGGGGACUUCGGCUCUUAGAACUCUGGCACAGCUUCCGCCUCGGUCCUCUUCAGUAGUGAGCAUGUGGCAGCUUCUCUCCCCUGGGACAGGGUGCCUUGGCUCUCAGACCAGGUCUACCCCUGCUGUCUUUUCAGGGCUCAGUCGGCAGAGGCACAUGGGAAGCCUCUGGGAGUGUGGGGUUCUGCUGAGAGGAAGCCCGGACACCCAAGCCAGGCUCACUCUUGCUCCCUUGCUGGCGUUGACUCUCCCUAGGGAGAUACAGACAACCCAGAUAGGGCACUGACAAAGAAUAACUUGGUGAACCAAUUAGCUUACUGAGAUUCACAGCCCUGUGCUGAGGGGCUACUCACAGGAACGUAAGUGACUCUGGCAGCUACAAUACCGCAAAGCCCCACCCCAGCACGGGUGACAGCUCUCGAAAACCUUGUUACUGUAAUUCACAGCCCUAGACAAUUUCUUACUUCCUAUACCAAGUCCAUGGUGCAGCUGGGGGUGGGGGGUGGCAGGCAUCUCCUGUGAGGCUUGAUGAGCUGCUUCCUCCCGGGGAAUGUUAGCAGCCCUAACUCAUUAUCACGGGCCUACAGAUUGUUAUAGUGUGGUGUUUUCUUCACUGCGUGGCCACAGGCCAGUGUGCUCGAUGAUGGUGGUCACGUUCCUUAAACCGAGGCAGCACCUACACCUGACCGGGAAGGGCCCGUGCGAAGCACCCGACGGCUUACACACAGCCAGGAGGUGGGCUGUGUUGUCGCCCCACCUUACAGAUCAGGAAACAAAGGCUCAGUCAAGUAUCUCAGAAGAGCCCAGACUUCAACUGCAGCCUGCUCACUGAGGCCUGUUGCUGACUCCGGGCUUUAACAUCCUGCUUAGGACUAGAAGAGGCACCAGAUGCACAGAACUGUGGCAGAUAGGUCGGCGGGAAAGAGCUGUCCUUGAAAUUAGAACACCCAAUAAAGCGGCUAGCGCCCGACACUCCUCUGAGCACCUCACAGACAGCGUCUGUAUUUUCUUUCCAAAAUUUCAAAAGAUAUGCUCAUUUACGUUACAUGUCUGCUUG
Molecule: messenger RNA, 3216 nt
Organism: Psammomys obesus (fat sand rat)
Lineage: Eukaryota; Metazoa; Chordata; Mammalia; Rodentia; Muridae
Gene: Spire2
Product: spire type actin nucleation factor 2
Exons: 14
Coding region: 34-1923 (629 amino acids)
Biological process (GO): polar body extrusion after meiotic divisions; Golgi vesicle transport; intracellular transport
Cellular component (GO): cytoplasmic vesicle membrane; cell cortex
Molecular function (GO): actin binding
Source: RefSeq, a predicted model, not a curated record